Molecule: messenger RNA, 1219 nt
Organism: Rosa rugosa (rugosa rose)
Lineage: Eukaryota; Viridiplantae; Streptophyta; Magnoliopsida; Rosales; Rosaceae
Product: probable glucan endo-1,3-beta-glucosidase BG4
Exons: 2
Coding region: 100-1155 (351 amino acids)
Biological process (GO): carbohydrate metabolic process
Cellular component (GO): plasma membrane
Molecular function (GO): hydrolase activity, hydrolyzing O-glycosyl compounds
Source: RefSeq, a predicted model, not a curated record
GCUAGCCUUGAGUACUUUACAAUUGAGACAGCUUCUAAAAACACCGUAGCUACCUCUUUCUUGCUAGCUCCUCCCUUGGAGCUUUGUGAUCUGAAACUCAUGGCUGGACGACUGGGGCUACUUGCUUGGGUGAUCUUCAUCCUGUCCGCUUCAGCAAUCGUUAACAACAACUCAGUCCUUCUUCAAGCUGCAGCUCUUACCAAUGACAUCGGCGCAAACUAUCAUAUCCAUAACAGUACUGGUGCUAGCGGUAAUUUAUCCAAGGUGUUCGAGAUUUUGGUCAAAUGUGGCGGCAUAAGAAAUAUGAGGGUCUUUUCAGAUGAGAUCAAUGCCCCAUAUCUAGAUUACUAUGGAGCCUCCACUGGCAUUGCUCUCACUGUUAGCAUAUCAAAUUCUGAUGUGCAAAGGUUCGCUGCAAGCUUUGAAGACUUAACCAAGUGGCACCAAGAUGUUUUGUAUUCCUUACAUAUCACAUUUGAUGUCAAGUACAUCACUGUUGGUAACGAAGCAAUCCCCGGUCCCUCUACCGAUGAUGUUCUGACCGUAAUGAAGUCUGUACAACUGCUGAACAAUUAUAGCUCUUUUGGGGACAUCAAGGUGACAACCUCUGUGGGAUCAAGUGUUUUGGGGGAUUGGUAUCUACCGUCUAGUGGGGAGUUCAAACCAAAUGCUAGCAGAGCCAUGACUGACAUACUUGGAUUUCUAUCAGCGUCUCAAGCACCUCUCAUGAUAAAUGUGUACCCCUACUAUGCAUAUGCAGCUGAUCCGGCCAAUGUGCCGCUAGAUUAUGCACUCUUAAACGCCACCUACCCUAUGGUUCAUGAUGGCUCAUUGGAAUACAGUAACUUGUUUGAUGCAAUGGUGGACUCCUUUUACUCUGCCAUGGAGAAAGUUGACUACUCAGACGUGAGCAUUGUGGUGUCCGAGAGUGGGUGGCCUCGUGAUGGGAAUUACAACUUCACCACACCGGAACUUGCAGCCACAUACAACAGGAAUUUCCUGCUACGCAUCAGCUCAAAGGUGGGAACACCCAAGAGACCUGGUGCUUCUGUUAAGGGAUACAUAUAUGAGCUGUUUGAUGGUAAAAGCCCUCACUUUGGACUCUUCGAUGAGACCUUUGAACCUAUCUAUCCUCUGUUCCAGUGUUCCUUCUAGGAGAAUUGCCAUGUUAUACUAAGACAAUGUUGUUUUUAGCUAUAUAUUAAUUAAUGAAAUAAAA